UUUAGACAUCGUCGAAGGUACGGUUAAAAAACAUGCAAACUAAACUGGUCAUGUAUCCUGUUCAUAUCCUGUAAGAGACAAGUUUAUUUGUAAUUUACUUAGUUGUUUUGUGGUUGUAUCUAUUCGUAUCGGCUAAACUAGGAUGCACACCGUAGCGAUACGGGCUGGGCAGACAUGGAGGUCCGAUUAACGAGAGAGGCCCGUGCUGACACAUCCAGGCCUAGCUAACGGCAUGUCGGAGUGGAUAUCGGAGCAUCUCGGGAGUUAUUACGGACACCAGCUGCUCACUUGGAAGAUAAAAGGAUGCAUGUGACAAGCUAGCGAGCAUACUAACCAGGAGGGCUGACAUUUGAACUUAAAUUAGCGCCCUUGGUAAGCGGAACAAGGUGUCAGUGUUCCUUCUUGUGCUAAUUUCAAUACCUAUGAUCGUGGCACAAACUACAACCACGCCACACAAGGUAAAAGAAAUCGUGGCACUACCACUUCCUGAGGACUGUGAUGAUGUCUUCAGAAAUGGCUCCACACACAGUGGGGUGUACACUGUCUAUCCUCGAGGGUACAACCAGGCUGUCCAGGUGUACUGUGAGAUGGACUGUGAGAAUGAUGAGCACAAAGGAGCAUGGACAGUGCUGCAGAGGAGAAUGGAUGGCUCUGUGAACUUCUACCAACCCUGGAAACAGUACCAGACAGGCUUUGGAAAUAUUUCUGGAGAACACUGGCUGGGACUGGAUCACAUCUUUGCUAUUAGUUGGCAAAAGAAGUACAUGUUGAAGGUGGAAAUGGAAGAUUUUGAGGGAGGAAGAGUCCAUGCCUGCUACGACUCCUUCUCUAUCGAUCCUGAGUCUGAUGGAUACAAGCUGCAUAUUGGCAAAUACAUAGAUGGAGGUGCAGGUGAUGAUCUGAUAGCUUCCAACGGGAGAACAUUUUCCACGUUUGACUUUGGAGUUUAUCGUUAUAAUGCUGAAAGAUAUAAUGGAGGAUUCUGGUUCACCUACCAUGUUUACGCAAACCCCAAUGGCUUGUACAAAUGGGGACAUCACUCAUACCGAGAUACAGGUGUCAUAUGGCGCUUUUGGAAAGGGUCCUCUUACUCUUUGAAAAGCAUCACCAUGAAGAUCAAACCUCUGUCUCUGGAAGACACACACUCCUCCAACCCCAUCAAUCUUCAUUACUAAUCUCAAUGGGUCCAACUAUGGCUUUGUCAUGAAGAUUAUUGCAUGGGAGUCCUUACUGUGGUAAUUUUAGGAUAUCAAAUGAAGAUGAUUAACAUGAUUUGAUGAUUUAAUUUCUCUCCUUUUCAGAAUUACACUCACCAAGGCCACUCUUGCCUUGGCUUCUGUGUUUGUAAUCACCUGA
Molecule: messenger RNA, 1356 nt
Organism: Conger conger (European conger)
Lineage: Eukaryota; Metazoa; Chordata; Actinopteri; Anguilliformes; Congridae
Product: microfibril-associated glycoprotein 4-like
Exons: 6
Coding region: 423-1175 (250 amino acids)
Biological process (GO): elastic fiber assembly
Source: RefSeq, a predicted model, not a curated record